This is a messenger RNA of Helianthus annuus (common sunflower), 1701 nucleotides long. Its product is annotated as dof zinc finger protein DOF1.4. The record is from RefSeq and is a predicted model, not a curated record. The transcript has 2 exons. Gene Ontology annotation, biological process: regulation of DNA-templated transcription. NCBI's taxonomy places the organism in Eukaryota, Viridiplantae, Streptophyta, Magnoliopsida, Asterales, Asteraceae. Bases 281 to 1072 code for a protein of 263 amino acids. Gene Ontology annotation, molecular function: DNA-binding transcription factor activity; DNA binding.
UGUAGAUUAUUAAACUAACAGAUCCUCCAACUCAUAUCUCAAUUCCAAAGGAGUGGCCACGCUUCAUUCUUUUGUCAUUACACAUUUUAAAACAACAGAAUAUGACUCACCCAUUUGUUUUCUAGUAUUUGGAAGGAGGAUAUGUGUCUAUCCGUCUACUGUUUUUGAUCUUUCUUGAUCACCCUUCAAAAAAGUUCAAAACUUUAUUAUUUUUCUCUAAUUUUUUCAUAUCUUUUUCAUCUUUUUUAGUAACUAGAUAAGCAAAACUGCAAAAGUACUAAUGGAUUCUUCAGAAAAAACAAUUGCUCUCCAAAAUCAACUGCAGCAAAGGCAACAACAGGUCUUGAAGUGCCCAAGAUGCAACUCCUUGAACACCAAGUUUUGCUACUACAACAACUACAGUUUGUCACAGCCUAGACAUUUUUGCAAAGCCUGCAAGAGGUAUUGGACAAGGGGUGGCACUUUAAGAAAUGUUCCAGUUGGUGGUGGUUGUAGGAAGAACAAGAGAAUGAUCAAGAGACCAUUCUCAGCCGUUGAUGAUACUCCUAACCCUAAUCUUGAUCCUGAUCUUGAUCACUCAACACCUUUGUAUGGGUUACUACAACCAAACUCUAAGUACCCAAGAUUAUUCAAUACUAGGGUUGUUUCUGAUGUUUCAAGGUAUGAUCUUGUUGUUCAACCUCAAAUGAGUUCUCUUGGAUUAGGGUUUUCAUCAUCUGUGGCUCAUGAUCAUAAUUCAGUGCCAGUUGUUUCAAACUACCCCUCCAUGUUUAAUGGUGGAUUGAUUACUUCUAGCUUCAACAGUGAUCAUAAGAUGUCUUCUUUAUUAGCUUCACACAUUCAGCAACAACCAACAGUUCAAGGGUUUGCACCGUAUGCAGAUGGAGGUGGUUCAGUUGUGAAUGAAGUUCAAAUGGGUACUAGUUUAAUAGGUCAGAAUGAUAAUGAUCAAGUAUUCAAGGGGUUAGAAUCAUCUGAUCCAACUUCUUUUCUAUGGACCUUAACUGGUGGUGAUGGUGGAGAUCAGUGGCAUGAUCCUACAAGCAAUAUUUCUGUUCCAUCUUUGAUCUAGUCACAACUUGGUCAACUGCUUUCUCAUCAACAUAUACAAUAUACCAUCUAAUUAAAUAUUGGGUGCAACAUCUACAAUCUAGAACCAUACAACAUAUCGUGAUUCCUGCCCUCCCCAUUAUUUUUUGCGGCACCUGGUGAUGAUGGGAGACUAGGCGAAUAGGUGGAGAUCGCUAGUUCGAUCCUUGAACUGAGGGGUUUUACCUCACCGCACUGUCGUGCCUUCGGGCAAGUAUUCACGGGCUUCAUCCCUAGGUGAGGGUUUUCUACCAGUUCGGAGGCGAGUGUACCCCGAUGUGAUGAAUUUCGCCAAUAGUCCAUUUGAAGGAUUCGUUGGACUUUUGUUGAGAUAUAAAUAGAGUACUCUAUUUAGUAUUUAUUUUCCAAUGUGCUUCAUUCAAUAAGACACCCACAUAUAAAUUGGAUAAUUUAAUAAUGACUUUAAAGUAAUUAAAAGCACAUGCUUAACUUUUUGUAACCAGAUUUUUAGUCAUCUAUUUUUUUAAACUAAAAGUAUCUCUUUGCUUGGCCAUCAUCUAAAUGCAAUCCGGGCUAUGUACAUUAUUAGAGCCAUUAAUGGUCUUUCUCAUUUGUAUUCAUUUUUUGUUGUAUUUACUUCUAUGUUGAUUG